Messenger RNA from Bacillus rossius redtenbacheri, 11441 nucleotides. Its product is annotated as zinc finger protein 696-like. Gene Ontology annotation, molecular function: RNA polymerase II cis-regulatory region sequence-specific DNA binding; DNA-binding transcription factor activity, RNA polymerase II-specific. Gene Ontology annotation, biological process: regulation of transcription by RNA polymerase II. Bases 301 to 2091 code for a protein of 596 amino acids. NCBI's taxonomy places the organism in Eukaryota, Metazoa, Arthropoda, Insecta, Phasmatodea, Bacillidae. The record is from RefSeq and is a predicted model, not a curated record. Gene Ontology annotation, cellular component: nucleus. The transcript is spliced from 3 exons.
UGUUGUGCGUGGCCACGUUCGAGUGUUCAAGGUUGCGCGAUUUGAUCGGAAGUCGGAACUUGUUUGAGAAGUCGAAUUGAAACAAGGCUGUUUACUGGUUUGCGCUUUGGGAUAAAUGAUACGCUGCUAAACGUGCGAGUUUCUUCGAUGCGAGGCUGCCAUCGUCAAAAUAAAGGCUCCCUGGUGGUCUGGAUUGUGACCACAUGACACACUUGGCGUAGCGACAGGAUGUCUGUCGUCAAAAGAAUGUAAGAUGCAGCACCAUUACUCACAUCGUCUCUGCAACAGCUUCCCAAAUAGAUGGCCCCGUCCAGCGUGGUGGUGAGCCCGCAGCUGUUGUGCUGCAUGUGCGAGCUGCGUCUGGAGGCGCCCUCGAAGCUGCACGCCCACCACAUGCGCAGCCACACCCCGGAGGAGCUGUCCCUGGCCCUCCUGGCGCAGCGCGGUCUGGAGCUCGCGGCCGACGACUGCCCCCCGUCGCCGGGCCACCUGGUGGUGGACCUGGAUGAGGCGGGCCGCGCCAGCCCCCGGGCCAUCGAGGACAUACUCAUGAAGAUGGAGCCCGGCGACGACGCGGAGACAGAGAAGCCCUUCGCGUUCGGGGAGAAGACUCCGGACAGGCGGACGCUCCUGACCCCUCUGAGCCCGAGCUAUGAUGAAAUGCAGGACGUGCAGGAAACGGUUGAGGGAGGGCUGGAGACCGAUUCGGACGGCAACGGUCGGGAAGACAAGCCCCUCGCGGGGCCGGAGCUGUGGAAGGACGACCCGCACUCUGGCAAGCAGAGGGCGAAGCACAAAGACGAGGGCGGGAGCAUAGGCAUAGCACCACUGGCGCCCUCUCUGCCUGAAGGCGACGGAGCCGGUCGUGAUGAUCCGGACGAUGCCGGUCAACCCCCACGAGACAUCGUUCCCUCGGAGGGCGUGGCCGGCUCUGCGGAGCCACCCUCCAGCCUCGGCAGGCACUCCAAAAGGAAGAAGCAGCAAACGCCCAGACGCUACUUCAACAACCAGUACCUCUUGCCACAGUCGCUGGUCCCACCGCCGGGCGGGAAGGCCAGGCCGGCGUUCGGCGCGAGCGAGGCGGACAGGGAGUUGGAGAGUUCCGUCGUGGAUGCGUUCCUGCAACUGGGCCAGGUGAGCACCGCAGCGAGGCACGCCCCGAGCUCUCUGCCGCAGACCGGGGGAACCGCCCCGGCACCGGUCGCCACGGGCCGGGGCUCCGCUCGCAAGGCCCAGAAACAGUUCAGCGUGCUUCGAUCGAAGAAGACGCCCCACGCCGCGAGCACCGGGAAAAAGUCGUCCGUCAGGAAGAUAAGGGGGAAGAAGAAAGUGGCGAGGAAGGGCGAGAAGGGUGACUCGAGAUUCCGCUGCGGUCCCGGCGGCGCGAGGGAGGAGUUCUCCCCGGAGUCGGACGGCCCGGCGAUAAAGAGGGAGGCGUUCAUGCCGAUAUCGUGCGACAGCAUGGAGAACAUCGCCUCGUCGAGCCGGGGGGCGAGGGAGCCCGGCUCGCCGGCGAAGGCCCUGGACCCCCGGGACCUCAUGAAGAUCUACCCGCCGGGAAUGACGGACCGCCGGUUCUUCUGCGAGCCGUGCGGCAAGGGCUACACCAAGAAGUCCCACCUGGAGCGCCACCUGCGCGUGCACACGGGCGAGCGCCCCUUCCCCUGCACGUUCUGCGGCAAGAGCUUCGCGGUGCGCUCGAUCCUGAAGCAGCACCUGCGCAUCCACACGGGCGAGAAGCCGUACUGCUGCCAGGUGUGCGCCCACCGCUUCCCGCAGAAGUCGGGCCUCAUGACGCACAUGAUGCUGCACACGGGCAAGCCCUUCAAGUGCGACCGCUGCGCCAAGGCGUUCGUGUCGAACCACAAGCUGCUGCAGCACCUGCGCUGCCACGAGGGGCGCGGUGCGCACUUCUGCGCCACGUGCGGCGCCAGCUUCUUCGCGGAGGCGGCGCUGCGCGACCACGCCCGCCACCACGGCCAGAAGCACGCGCACACGUGCAUGGUGUGCGACGCCAGCUUCCUGCUGGAGGGCCACCUCAAGCAGCACCUGGACCGACACCUCGAGAAGCUCGUCACCGGCUACGACUGACGCCCGUCACAAACACUACCACGAUUAUACUUUUAUCCUACCCAUAGAAAAUAUUUAUAGCGUUUCUCAAAUUGCUUAUAAAGUGUGUUUGAUUGAAAAAAAUUUAUAAAUGAUAUACAAGAAAUUGACUGGCGCCCGCCGGAAACUACCUUUAAUGUGUUCAGUUAGUGAGACAAGGCGGAUUCAAAACACCCACAAACGAUAAUAUUGUUAAAAUAUAUUUUUUUUAUAUUCAUAGAAAAAUAUUUAUAGCUAUUCUCAAAUUGCCUAAAGUGUGUUUGAUUCGGGAAAAAAAAAUUAUGAAAGAUAUAUACAAGAAAUCGACUUGACGCCCGCCAGCAACUACCUUGAAUGUGUACAGUAAGUGAGACAAGACGGAUUCAGAACUCCCACAAACAAUAAUAUCGUCAAUAUAUUUUUUUUUCUAUUCAUGGAAAAUAUUUAUAGCAUUUCUCAAAGUGCCUAAAGUAUGUUUGAUCUGAAAAAAAAAAUAUAUAUAUAUAUAUAUAUAUAUAUAUAUUAUACAAAAAAUUAAUAGAAUUGCAAUAUGUGCAUUGGGAAAAUUCCGAGAAAUUUUAUUUAUGUGAAAAAGAUACAUUUUGUCCUGUAAGGUUUUGUUGAAUUGCAGUGCAAUAAUUUAUUCCUCAACAGUAUACCGUUGUACCUGGACACGUACACAGAUAUUUUCUGGAGAGAGAAAAAUAAUUGUUUCAGACGUUUUGCGAAGCCCGUCUGAAUGAAAAACUAUAUUUUUUUUCCCAGUGUUGCUGCAUUAUGUUUUUAUAAUUUAUGUUGACCAGGAAAUCGGCUGUGUUGUGAACACGACAUGGCUGUAGAUAACAAAUUAAGGUUGUAAGAAUUAACUAAACAAAGAUGGACAGUUUUUUUUAGCUCUUGAAAUACUGUUUCUGUGUUAGAGUAGUUAUACAAUAACUGAACUAUGGGGUUGGGCUUAGCCGUAGUUUUCCUCGUAAGGUCUGUGGAUAUUUUGUGAACGACCUGUAAGGUUAUUAAUUAGUGCCUUAGUUGUGAAAUGAGUGAAAUUUAUUUUAUGAUUUAUGUAGCAGCAAUAAGUCGCACUGUUUCUUUAAAACUCUUGUCAUAAAUUAUGCUGCACGAAGUCUUUUGUAAUAAUUUUAUUAGUCAUUAAGGAAGUAGGGUCUUAAGUAGCAGUUAGAUAAUUGCUGUACUAAUCCAGUUUUGUUGUUAUGAUUAAAUUGUUACUAAACAGGUGUUGAGGGGCCAUUAAUAACUUAAAAGCCGUGUUUUGUUUUAGCCUGAUUUAUUCUUGUUCCAUUUUUUUUCUUUCAGGUUUUGUGAAGUGAACUUAAUUUUAUUUUCGAUGUUUGACUACCUCAGCUACGUAUUCCUACUGUGUUUGCAUUCCCAUGGAAAUACAUCAGAAACCAAUUGUACGCAAAUGUUUCUUUGGAUUCCUCGAGACAUUUAUGAGCAGCCUGACAUACAUAUGUAAAAAAUGAAUCAAUUUUUUUUUGCAUAAAUAUUUAAUUAGAUACAAGUAUUUUUGUACAAAAAAAAUUUUGUAAUUUACUUAAUUGAUCUAAAGUGAGCAAAAUAUUACAGUUUGUAGUUAAAAGAUUGUUGAAACUACUGUUAUGUUUUGUCAGAGUAUAAGUUAAGUUGUCGUGAUUGGCUGUAGUGUUACAAACUGCUGUGGAUAUUUGUGAUCACGAAUGUUGCCGCACUUGUUGAGGUUAUGUUUGCCGCACUGUUGCUGUUCAUCAGCGUGGGUGCCUGACAUGCAUGGGCGUGGAUAUUAAGUUGGUGGGGAGGGGGGGGAUAAAAAUCUACAAAAUCUCUGAAAGUAUAGGAGCCGGACACAAAAUAUAGGAGUCAGUCAUACAGUCUUCCGCUUAGUGUCUCUCAAGGUCAGUGAAAUUGCGAAUAUCUGCUUAGAAUGUUCCUCUAUUUUUCUGUGUAAUGAUGUGUGCUUGAUAAAAGAGGCAGUUUUUUUCCCCCUCAUAGAGUGAAUUUUUUUUUUGUUGGGCCACUCGGGAGAAGAUAACUAACUGCCUGAGCGGUCACUGCUAGGAGAGUGUGUGUGUGUGUGGGUCUGUAUCCAGUAUUGUUCGCUGUGCAUUAUCCACCAGAAAAACAUUGUCAUAAGUUGUUAGGCUUUACGAGUCUUUGCUGCGAGUAUGCGACCAGAUGUUUUCCAACAGAUCUGUACAAGUUUUUUUCUCUUCGCCACCCUCCUCCACCCCCACGGUUUUGAACUAAACUAAUCACAGAGCGUGCGUGCCGUCUUUCUACUCUCUGAUCUGAAAACUGUCAAAUUUUAACACCCAUGCAAUGUUUUGAGUUUUUACGGAUACAUAUUUAUCCUUAUCAGUAUGCUCUAAUCUUAUUUACCUGCAGGAAUCUCUUCUGCAUAAAAUACUUUAGCUGAUAACGCGGAUGUUUAGUAAUGAUUCCGAAUUAGGUACUGUUAAAUCUGGCUUUACUAUAUUAGUCUUCACAAAAUGUUUCAUGGUCAGAUGUAGCAAAAAAAAAUCCAAUUUAAGUAAUCCUAAAACAUUACGAAAAUCCAGUGGAAAUUUUGUCUCCGCCCGACGAGACAGUUUUUGGUAAACCCGCACAGCCGUAUUCGUAAACGACUGAAUAUUCAUUUUUUCUCAGUGUUAGUAUUUGAAAUUGAAUUGAAUAUGAAUAACAAAUUAUUUGUUUUGAUAUUCAAAAAUUUGAAUAUUCUCACAAUCCUAAAAAUGAUGGAACUGAUGAAUUGGUCACAAAAUUGUCUCCAAAAUAAACAGUAAUGUUGUUCAAGAUUUUGAAACUUUAAUUUUCGGGAACCUUUUGGUAUCUUGUAUUUUGUUUUUUACACCUCACUUCAGUUUAGUCUUUCCUACUGAAUAAAUUAUAAAUCAUGUGGAAAUUAUCUCUGAAAAGUUUUGUGCUUCCUAAUGUAAAAAUCAAUAUUCCCCGUGGCGACAUGGAAAAAAAUAAAAUUGGACGAGCAACUCGAAAGCAAAGUUUUGCUGGCUUGCACUUGUUUUUAUUCCAGGGAAGCCCAAGGUGGAAAAAAAUAGCAUCAGGCAUUUCAGUUGUCUUAUUCAGUGUGCUGCCGAGGUAGUGUAGUUCCCCUGCAUUAACAUAUCGGGUUUUUUCUUGUGGCAAAAGACUUUAAAAUUUAUUCAAUUUUGAGUAGUAUAAGCUUAUGCUCAUGUACACUCCAGGUUGUCUUGUGACUGGUUACGGUAGCGUAGUCCGCGCUGGUGUUGCGUGAUGGAGAUAUCAGCUAGCUUGAGCCUUUUUUUUUUUAACGCUUGCGUCUCCAAAUAUGCUACUGCUCUGCCAAACUUCUUAUAGACUGUUUCUUUUCAGAAUAUUUGAAAGCUGUCAUGUAAAUUGCGAGAAAAAUUCCAAUGUGCCUUGUACGCGUUGAGGAAACACCAAUGUCGGAGGAUGCGGACUUAAAAUGCAAGUACCAGAAACCGUUGUGAACAGAUUUAUUUUUUUCACACUUCCAAGAGUAUUCUGUUGAAGAUCAACAACUUGAUAAGCAUGACUAAAAUAAGAAGGUAGUAACAUGGUCACUUUUUUUUUUGCAAUGUAGUGUCUUGAACAGCAACAAAAUUUUGCUGUGGUUUGUGAGAUUUUUUUUUUCCUCGAAAUCCUAGUGUUGAGUGGGCAAGAAGAGAUGGUAAACAAUAUGAAAUUAUAAGUUGUGAAGAAAGAGGAUGGUAGAAGCAGAAGUUUGGGAGGGGGGGUUACGGGGUAAUUACUGAGGUGUUGGUUUCUUCGUUUGCCUCCACCUCCCUUCCUUAUAACUUUUUCACUUCUGGCUGUGACUGUCUGCAGGGGCGUAGCCAGGGGGGGGUUUUAGGGGUUCAAACCCCCCCCUUAGCACCAAAUCUUUAAUUAAUUUCUUAUUCAUCACUCAAACAAAUUUCAUAUUAAAAUUAAUAAAAUUUUUAUUAUUACAAUAUUUAAAUUUAAGAACCGAAAACUGCUAAAAUAGCACUAUUUUACACCUUAAAAUCCAAAUUUUCCCGGGGGAGGACCCCUGGACCCCCCGCUUUAAUGCGGGGGGGGGGGGGGGCCAUGCUUCUUAACACCCCCCAUACACAAAUCCUGGCUACGCCACUGACUGUCUGUGCCUUCUUGUGACGUACUGUUUUGCUGCAGUCGAUUGUAGUGAUGAUUAUGUACAUAUUCGCAAGUGUUAACACAAAUUUUUAUGGUAGCAAAGUAGUCUUGAAAUCUACAUGUUUUUCCUUAUCCUGAUGACAGUUCUACCAACACAUCCUGGACAGUUAUAGAUUUAAAGUAUUGAAGUAUUUAUUUUAUUAAUUAUAUGGUUAACAGCUUUAUGUCUGCGACCUGACCCUCAGUACUAAAUAGACACCCUUUUAAUGUAUUUAUUAAUCGCAAUAUUAUCUUUCAAAUGUACACCCAUGCCUUACCCGGGCCUUGAAAACGGAAAACUUGCACCGUAAGACAUUAUGCAUCCCACUACGCUACGGAUCUCUGAAACAAACAGAAAGGAAAAUUGUUAAAUGGUCUGUUAAGGAUGAAUAUGGAAACCGGCCGUUCAGUUCACUGUAGGGGUUGGAGUCUGAGAUUAAAUAAGGCUUAUUUGCCAAGUUAACUGUCAAAAUUGUGUCCUGUGGUGGACGGCUCUUGGAGCGUUACUUCUUACUUAAAUAAUUUCAACAAACUAUUGAGUUGUAACGUGUGAACAAAUACGCGUGUCCAUGUUUGCAACUGCUGAUUGUGCAGUUCUGAGAGUGAGUUGUAAGUCAAUGUGCACAGAAGACAAAUCGGGGUUUAUGUCGUGCCUUUAGUCUGUAGGUAGGGUACGUGUCAAUCAGUUGGGUCUGGCUUAAAGCGAAACUUUAAAUAAUGAUGGAAGUGUCCUUGCGGUUUUAUCAUGAUUACAUCCUUCAUGUUGUUACAGUUUUUAAGAGCUUGCAAGGUCGGUAAGGGGAAUUUUUUUUCUACUAUGUAACCCACUGAAUCUAGAGUCUGUCGUCAUAAUUACAAAAAUUAUAUUUUUUCAUACUGAAAAAAGUAGUACUACAUUUUCUUGUAGUUUUUUUCUUUUCUUUUGCAAUUUGUAUGGAAAAUUAAAAUUUGUGUGUUUUUUUGUGGAGUUGCAUUUUUUUUUGAAUGUUCAGUUAUUUUGCCAAGGUUUAGAAUGUUGGUUCAUUUGUUCUUGGUUCUGUUAGCGUGGAACGUCCGGCAUGCAGUCUAGAUCACGGCUGCGGGUGAAGGUUUAGUUCUGUUGGUUUCGGGAGCGGGUGCUCUGUUGUCCCUGCAGAAGGUGGCGGUGGGCCACUGCAGGAUCGUGAACUCGCCUCGUCUGGUCCUCCCCCCCUACGUAGCGAGUCCCUGGCCUUCUCGCCUCUUUGUAGAUCUCAAGAUCUGGGCCAGGAGGAUGCGUGAAUUCAGAUUAAGGGGCAAUUAUCGUAAUUAUUUUUCUCCUACUUCAUGUUUUUGCACAUGUUUUUUAAACGAAUUCAUUACAUAACCACGCUAGCCGGAGUACCCGCACUUCGCUAUGGCGAUCUGAAGGCAGAGCAAACUCCCCUCCUCACUGCCGCUACUAAAGCCCGUAACCGUGGAAUUGAACGCAUCAUCGAUGAAAUGGUGAAACUUCAUCGAAUCCUGUCCAGCUAAUAUGAAUGAACUUGAAAUGGGAGCUCACUUUACAUUGGUCGCGCUUGAUUGUGAAAAGAAAAGAAAAAAUACAUCUCUGGCUCUUAUCAUCGUAAGGAGAUCAUGUGUAACCCAGUUUUUAGUCUAAUCAUAAGCUUUUAAUCACUCACAGUUUCAUCAAAAUCCAUCCAUUAGUUUUUGCGUCACGCUUGAGCAGACAAGACAAACUACAGUUUUGUAAUAGUGUGAGUGUAUGUGAUAGUUUUUUACCAACUUCAAGGCAAAUUUAAUGGCAACCCUAGCAUGUACUGAAAGCAUUACAGUUUUAGAUUAACCUUUCAUAAGUCGCCUUCGUCUUCAAACACUUGAUUUUUAGUAAGUCAUUCAUUAUAUCAGUAAAAGUUAGGUUUUCCUUAGACCAUAGAAAACUUAGUUUUUCAUAGUUUUGUAAAAACCUAAUUUUUAUUGAUUUAUGAAUGAUGUACUAAUAAUAAAGAGUUAGAAUAUGAAGGCUGCAUACAAACUGUUUACCACACGAUUCGAUUCUUUUAGUACGUGGCAUAAAACCUUGCCUUAAAUCAAUAAAAAUAUAAAUGAGGGCUUUUUUUUUAGUAAAAGUGUUGUAUGAAUGAUUAAAUAUGGUUAUAUUAUGAAUUUAUUUAUCAUGUGCAAAAAUGUGAAAUAUUAGAGGAAAAAAUAAUUUAAGAUAUGAUAUUUACUGAACGUGCAAUUCAGUUAAUUUAUAACCUGUGAAAUUGUGCGCUGGGAAGUCUUCAGCGAGAGUUGUGGUUGAGCGAACUCUUUUAACAUUCGCGGCAACGUGAGCGUGUGCUUUGCAUCCGGUCCGCCUAUCUUGUCGUUUCCCACAGUUUGUUAGCCAUGCAAGUACACGGAGUCCGCUGAUCGAAAAAGUUUGGGGUGAAAAAUAUUUUGGUAAAAACUUUAAAUUCUUGAAUUUUAGAAAGUAUUCUUAAUGUGUCGACCCAAUUAUUAACAUUGAUAAGUGAUUUUGUGCAUGUAAAAAUAUUACAGGUUGUGUUACAUAAUAACUAAGUGUUUGUAAAGAUGUAUUUUACUAUACGCUGUUGCGUUACUGCAUUAUUCCGCUAGCCCGAAGAUAUUAUUUUUAACCGAAUAGAUCUCGGCUCUAAUUGGUUACGAUUAGCAGGACUCCACUGUGCUGUUGUUGUUUACUCUCGGUACUGCCCACAAUGAAACCUGCCUUAAACCUUGUUGAAUUGUUAAGAUGAUAUUUUUACGAUCAUGUAACACAAUCCAUGUUGCAUUUUGUGUGUGGAAAAACUUAUCGAAAUGAAAAAUUUGUAAAAAGAAAUUUACAAGUGAUGCCCGUUCAUGUUGUUUGUCAUGUGAUAUUUUUUUUUAUUGAAAAUAAUUACUUUUGAGAAACCUAUUCUUAAUGUAUUUGAAGUGUUUAAGAGAAGAUUUAUGUAAAAAGAAAGGGUUUUUGAGAUUUUUUGACUAUGGGGAACGCGUUGCAUUACCACAUAAACAGUCUUGUGAUUUGCAUUUGUUUGCUGCUGGGGAGAGGCAAACAAAUCAAUCCUGGCUGCACCUUUAAUCCAAACCUACCAGAGUGCAGAUUGCGAAGUUUUAGAACGAACCCUUUUUGAACGUGACCCCCUAACUGUUGAACUUUAACGUCCCAAGUGCCUGCAGCCAGAUUUGUGCCUCGAUAUGACCUCCGAGUCUACUGUCGGACUGUCGAUUGCUCUUUGAAGACACUUCACUUGCCAGUGCCUGCGUUAGUUCUCGUGAGUUGGUGCUAGCGUGCGAACAAUGAGCACAGAAGAUGCUAAUAAUAAGUCUUUCAUAUUGAAAAAAAAAAAGUUAGAAUUGGAGAAUAUAUAAUUUUCCAGGUCAUUGUAAUUGUUUUGAAGCCUUUACGAAACUUGUAAUUUUUUGAUUUAUUUAAAUUGUUGCUAAAUUAUUAUUCCUAGUGCAAUGGAAAAUGUCAUUAAUUUUAAAGUUUAGAAAUGAUGAUGAUAAUUUAUUUUGAAUGAUUCUUAAAUUGUUAUACUUACCACAGUAAAGAAUAAAGUAAGCAGGUAAUUUUAUACCUUGGUUGUUGGAGCGGACUGCUACUGCUAAAUCUUGUGCUAUUCAAACAGGAAGUUGCAUUUUUAUGUAUACUGUCUUGUGGUGGAUGAUGGAUGAUCGUGUAUAUUCAUUUGCGAGGCAUUUUGUUUGUUUGUUCUAAAUACGUCUCAAGUUUAUUUUAACCCUUUGAACUACUAUCUUGAGCCAAGUACUCCGUCUUUAACUUCCUAUUUCCAGUCCUUUGUCGAGUGUGUCUCUCCAAUCCUUUGAAUCACGUCACGUGGAAUAGUGUCGCGUAAUUCAAGGGGUUGGAGAGUCGCACUUGACAAAGAAUCGGAAUAGAAGUUUUAAGAUAAUAAGUCUGACGACUUACGUGAAAUUUGGAGUUCAAAGGGUUAAACAAACAAAAUACAUUAUUAAUGCAUAUGCACGUUACUGAACGAAACAUGAAAAUCCGCUGUUAAAUUAUAAUGUUCAAUAUUUGCGUUUGAACUGAGCAUACACUAUAAAGCAGUAAUCUGUUCAGAUCACACAAGGAUGUGGAGGUUUUGCAGUGUUGCAGUAUUUGUGUCUAGCUGCACACCGUCAAAAUAUUGAACAAAUACUUUCCCCCGAUUUGAAAUAUGGUUAAGUAUGACCUGUGUGAUUUCAAGACUUUUUUUCUUUUUCAUUUUCCUACCAUCAGAGUAUAAUUUUUUCUUGCUCACUAAUUUGUAAGCCUGAUGUGUGUCAGAAUUUCUUCCUAUGCAACUGGUCUGGGCUGGUAAUGAUAAAAAAAAAAAAAAACAUUUUUGUUGUUAAUUCAUAGUCUAUUAGACAAGGUUUAUGUAACGACGUGUACAAUUGUUUCGGAUAGAAACUGUAAUUUUUUUUUUACGAUUUUGGAAAUAGAUCUAGUCUGCAAAUGAAUAAUUUUUUGUAAUGUUUUAAAUAUAAUUAUUUUUUUUAUCUGAAUGUAAGAUGUAAAGAUGUAUAAUUACUUUAUUACAAUAUUUGUUAAUGGAGUUACAGACUGGAGUCAUUUUGAUUGAUCAAUUUUUUUUUGUGUGUAAAUGUGGUUACUAAUUUUAGUGAGACAUUAUAUUUGCGGUUAUUACAGUAUCGGACACAACAACCCAGUGUAUUUGUGCGCCUGGCCUACAUAUUUCCAUGGUCCUACAUUUAGGUGAAUGUGAUGCACAUUUUUUGUAAUUUAAUUUUCUAAUAUGUUUAAGCAUAGAACUGUUUAUAUGAAUAUUUAAUGACUAAUUUUUUUUUUUUUUUUCAUUUCUUUAUUCAAUUGUAUGUCAGGGUUCUGUUAAAAUCUAAUAUUUCAUUUUAUUUGUCAUAGUAUCUUAACAUUAUGAUAAUUGUAAGGGACUCAUUUGUAUUAUAUUAGUGUAGUUGCAACUAAUUUUAGUUUAGGGAAGGUAUUGGGGGAUGGUGAAAUUCAGUACUAAUGUCUAGUUUGUAUGCUUAGUAGGUUUGCAUGUUCGUUUACACUCGGAACAAUAUCCAAUAAUUGAGGGGGCAGUUGAAGCAGCGUCAUGCGUCAAGUGUUGGAUCGUGACUGAAUCGGGGUGUUUACAGGCCACUGAAACAAUAUACAGUAUCUGCUGAAAGUCAUAGAACUUUAUUGUCCAACUGCCUUUUGCUUACUUUGGUUUUGGUUUUUUUUUUUUUUUUGACAC